Molecule: messenger RNA, 746 nt
Organism: Myotis daubentonii (Daubenton's bat)
Lineage: Eukaryota; Metazoa; Chordata; Mammalia; Chiroptera; Vespertilionidae
Product: nuclear body protein SP140-like protein
Biological process (GO): regulation of transcription by RNA polymerase II
Cellular component (GO): nucleus
Molecular function (GO): DNA-binding transcription factor activity, RNA polymerase II-specific
Source: RefSeq, a predicted model, not a curated record
AUGUUUUCAACAGUUCAGCACAAAGAGACAAUUUCCCAUGAAAUUCUUUUGGCUCACUUCAAGAAAAAUAAGGUGGAGAUAGCGAAUGCAAUAACAAAACCAUUUCCUUUCGUUGAGAGCCUCAGAGACCACUUCCUCAUCACUGAAGAGCUCUAUAAUGAUUUUCAAGAAGCUUGUAAAGACUUGGUUCCUGUAGGAAGAGUGGUGUAUCAUAUUCUCUGCCACCUUGAGAAGAUUUUUGAUUGGUCACUUCUACAAGCUCUGUUCAGCAGGGUUCAUCUGAAGGAGUAUCCUGAUUUAAUUCAGGUUCAUAGAAGCUUCAAAAAUGUGAUCCAAGACAAACAUUUUUUCUGGGAAAGUGAUAGAGAAGAGACACACGAAAUGCUCAGCACUCAGCCAAGCUAUGAACUAGGGCCAGAGCUAUCCACACAUGAAAGUCUAGUGCAAUCUUGUGCUGUGGGUCUGAUGGAUAUGCAGAAGACAAUUUCAUCUUGUCCCCCUGAGAUGAAUGAAGGAGGCCAGCAAGCAAGGCCAGCACGUGACCAAGCACCUGAAAUAAUUGUGAUCAUCUGUGAAUCCAAUGGGCAGGAAGUGCCUCCAGAAGCCCAGAGAUCAGCACCAAGAUGUGGGCCUGGUGAGGAGUGUGAGGAUGGCCAGCCUGGGCCUGCAGAACAUCUGGCAUCUGUAUUCAGAGCUCCUGUUUCUUGACGUGUUUUACUUUAAAAACAAACAAACAUAUUUGUAAA